Molecule: messenger RNA, 836 nt
Organism: Aspergillus sclerotioniger CBS 115572
Lineage: Eukaryota; Fungi; Ascomycota; Eurotiomycetes; Eurotiales; Aspergillaceae
Product: peptide-methionine (R)-S-oxide reductase
Exons: 2
Coding region: 128-727 (199 amino acids)
Biological process (GO): response to oxidative stress; protein repair
Molecular function (GO): peptide-methionine (R)-S-oxide reductase activity
Source: RefSeq, a predicted model, not a curated record
AUCGUAGGAGACGAUUGAAUCCGCCUUCACAUUUCUUCCUUCCCUCAAUCUUAUCUUCCAAUAUCACAGUCUCUACAACUGACAAGAACCGACACAUCUUCUAUCUUACACCCUGAGCCUCAACCCGAUGCGCUUCCUGGGCCUGAGCUCUGUCCUUCGCAACUUCACCUUACCCCUCCGAUCGCACUCCGCCCGAUCCCUCCAUCGACCUCCUCUCCCCAUCUCCGGCGCAACUGUCCUGAGAGCCGCUCCCACGAUCCCCUUCCUCGGUUCCUUCUUCGGAUCCUGCGCGAAAUCUAACAGCCAAGACGACAGCAAUAUGUCCUACCCCGACCAGCGCAGCCCCGACGCGUGGCAAGCCGUCCUAAGUCCCGAGCAAUUCCGAGUCCUCCGCGAGAAAGGCACGGAGCGACCCUUCACGGGCGAAUACGAUAGCCACCAUCCCUCGCAAGGCGUCUAUAACUGUGCCGGUUGCAAUGCGCCUUUGUACAAGGCAUCACACAAGUUCAAGUCGGGAUGUGGCUGGCCCGCGUACUUUGAUUCUAUUCCCGGCGCGGUUACAAGGCAUACGGAUAGCUCGUUUGGAAUGGAACGGACGGAGAUUGUGUGCAGUAACUGUGGGGGACAUUUGGGACAUGUGUUCAAGGGAGAGGGGUAUCCGACACCCACGGAUGAGAGGCAUUGUGUGAAUAGUAUUAGCUUGCGGUUUAAGGGGGAUGGAAACUAGGGGCUGCGCAGUAGUCUGUGGUGUAAAUUAGUGUUUGUUAGAGUACUACAAUGUCAAUGAUGAGAGAUGAGAGCGACCCUUUUGUUUGAAUCCAAUCAACAUCAAACGG